Molecule: messenger RNA, 2174 nt
Organism: Photinus pyralis (common eastern firefly)
Lineage: Eukaryota; Metazoa; Arthropoda; Insecta; Coleoptera; Lampyridae
Product: G-protein coupled receptor Mth2-like
Exons: 6
Coding region: 280-1812 (510 amino acids)
Biological process (GO): G protein-coupled receptor signaling pathway; cell surface receptor signaling pathway
Cellular component (GO): membrane
Molecular function (GO): G protein-coupled receptor activity
Source: RefSeq, a predicted model, not a curated record
GGGAUACCUAAUCUUUUCCAAUGCGAUAUGCGGAGUGAACGCUGAUUCAUAAGUUUAUUGCAUAGUCUGGCCAAAUUAAAAAUUGUCACAAUAGCAAAUACGUCCUGUAGAUAUAUUGUGCGUCAAUGCGAUAAUGUAGUGGUAAGCUUUAAAAAAAAUGGUGAUGUGUCCAAGGAAAAGGAUGAAAAUUAUCUCGGUGUCUCGAUAACACAAUAGUGAGUGUAUUUCCAUAUUUUUAUUCAAUGUUUUGCUUGGAGUUAACGUGAAUAGAUAGUUGCAAUGAAUCGUGUUCUGCUACUCUUAAUUUCUAUUUUUGCAAGUAGCGUUUCCCCUUGCCCGUUGCCUUUAACUGUGGACAUAUCCAACGGUGAACAUUUCGACAAUGGAACCAUCGUAAGCGGUGGUAUCAGUUACGGCCCUAAUUUUCAAAUGUUAGUAGACGGGAAGGUGAGAGGGUGUGUUUGUGAUAUUCGGAGGUGUGUGCGGAAGUGCUGUCCCGUCGGUCGCUUGAUGUUUGGGACUCGGUGUCAAGAAAGUGACAUUUCGUUUGCUCCUCUAGUAUACGGAGACCAUCUUUUGAACGUAACGAAUGAUCAUUUUUACUACAUUGAAAGUAACGAGUGUCCGAUGGGGUUGUACAAAUUGGAGCCAAACGAACCCGAGGAUGAAUUCUUUAUACAAGAGGAUGGAAGGUUGUACGUACCAAGUCAAAAAGCGUUUUUUAAUCCCGAAGAUUAUUGCACCGAUUUUUUCAUCGAUGGCGAAGGACCUCACUAUCUUUCCGUGUUAGUUUGCUUUAAAGAAGAUGUCGAUCCUGAUACAACCACUUAUGCAUAUGGUAUGAUAAUAUCAAUGCCGUUCCUCCUCCUCACGUUCCUGGUUUAUGCUGUUUUACCUGAUCGAAAUCUACAUGGAAAGUGUCUUAUGUGUUACGUGAUCACACUCUUUGGUGCGUAUGCGUUCUUAGUAUUCAUACAACUGUAUCCAAACGAUCUGGCUGGAGCUAACUGCAAAACGCUCGGUAUAUUGUGUUUCUUUUUCUUCACUGUGUCUUUCUUUUGGAUGAACGUUAUGUCAAUUGACAUAUGGUGGGCAUUCAGUGGUUUACGAGGAUUCUCCGGAAGUCGCAAAGAAGCAGAAAGGAAACGUUUCAUUCUAUACUGCGGAUACGCGUGGGGCGUUUCACUUUUACUGACUACGAUAGUAAUUGGUUUCACCGUGAGCGAAAACGUAGAAAAAAACGUUUGGUACAAUCCGGGAAUGGGCGAUGGACAAUGUUGGUUCAGAGACGGUGUGCCGACAUUAUUAUACUUUUACGUACCAAUGGCAACGAUAAUUGUGGUUAAUAUAACACUCUUCGCAGUGACUGCGUGCAAAAUUAAACGGGUCCAACAGGAUACCGCCAUGUUAAGGAAAGACGAGAGCAAGAAACAUAGCUAUGAAAAUGAUAAACAACGAUUCAACUUAUACCUUAAACUGAUGCUGGCGAUGGGAGUGAAUUGGGCCAUGGAAAUUGUAUCGUGGAUAGUAGAUUGGCAAAUAGGGCGUGUGCCGCCACCCGUUUGGUAUUUGACAGAUUUCUGCAAUGCCUUAUACGGAGUGUUUGUCUUUUUUAUCUUUGUAUUUAAACGCAACAUAUGGAAGCUACUGAAAAGAAGAUACUACAUGAUAAUGGGAAAACCACAUCUUGCAAGAUCUAUGACUCAAACUGCUUAUUCACCUCGCACUACAGGAUCUUCUCUAAACCACACAGUUUCAACUGAUAAGAAUUUUGUUACCGAUUCCAGUGUUCUGACGAGCGAAGUUUCAUAAAUUUCAUCAUAUUAAUCAGCCUCCUCUUUUGUACAGUUUCUAUACACAGUAUUUAAUACUCAUAGUCCGCUUCUCAUGACAUAAAUGCAUAAAGCUGUGAUUAUCUGUCUUGAAUUUUAAACGUACAUAUCUGUAGCUAUUUAUGCUUCAUUAUUAUUUAUGUUAAGUGGCUGUAUUUUAUUUACAGUAUUUAUUGCUAGCGCUAUCCGAGUUAAGCAAAAGGAUGGUGCAGAUGCACAUCCGCAAUCCUAUUUUAAAUUAUUGUUAAGCGUUACGUAUGAAAUAAUGUACAAAUCUCAAAACAAUUUCAUUUUAUUCUAUGUAAUGUAAAAUAAACUCAUAUGAGAUCCUUACUCAAAUAA